Molecule: messenger RNA, 1661 nt
Organism: Drosophila takahashii
Lineage: Eukaryota; Metazoa; Arthropoda; Insecta; Diptera; Drosophilidae
Product: leucine-rich repeat neuronal protein 1
Cellular component (GO): extracellular matrix
Molecular function (GO): protein binding
Source: RefSeq, a predicted model, not a curated record
GUUGAGGCUUGUGCACUUGUUAGUCAUGUACAUUUAAUCGAUCGGUGAACAAGCUUUAAAGUCGUUUUUCGGAACAAUUUUUACGAAAAUGAAUCUUACUAAAUCAGCUAUUUUAGCUGUUUCAAUAUUUUGUAUUGUUGUGAGCCAAGUAAAUUGCGAUGCGAAAGACGAAACUACUACAGUAAAACCAGAAGCGCCAAAGGAAAAAAUAAAAUUAAAGGACAGCAAGCUUUGCAAGAAAUGCAAUUGUGAUUUCGACGAUUUUUUGCUGGAUUGCAGCGAAAAAGUUGAGGAAUGGCUGUCUGCAGAGGAAUGGGAAGAUUUGACCAACGGAGAUGUUGUGUUCAAAACGAUUAAGCUAGAGCACAACAAUAUAACUACUGUUCCGAUUCUACCGACAUAUGGAGUUGAAAACUUGUACUUGGCAAACAAUCUAAUAGAUUCAAUUGCCGAAGGAGCCUUUCAGAAUUUAACCGAACUAACCACACUCGAUUUGUCGCACAACAAAUUGACUUCGAAAGUUCUAGUGCCAGAUGUUUUCAAAGGUCCCUACACACAGAACGACUUUUCAGCGUUGGAGAAUUUGAAAACCCUUAACUUGGGAUACAAUGAUCUGCAUACUUUGGAUGCCGAUUUGUUUGAACACAUCCCCCACAUUGAGGAACUCGUUCUCUGCUCCAAUGCUUUCCACGUUAUUGAUAGACUUUCAGAAACGGCCAUUUCCGGAUUAGCAUCUUUGAAGACUUUAGACGUUUCGUACAUGGAAAUCGAUGACUUGCCAGAAACCAUUCUUCAUGGUCCCCGAGAUCUUGAAACCCUAAUUGCAGCUGGCAAUCUUUUUCACCAAUUACCAAAGGCUUUAAAUAGAGCGACUAACCUGACCAGUCUUGUGCUAAAUCAAAACCCCAUUGACAGUCUGGUUGAAGACAAUGUUUUUCCACCGUUGACCAAAUUGACCCACCUGAGUAUGACGUAUAUGACUAAGUUGUUCAAAAUAGGACCAGGAGCAUUUAGUGAAUUGCAAAGUCUAACCGAACUGAUAUUGUCUGACAACGAACUUCUAAACGAAAUCGAUGAGGAGGCUUUGUCCAAGAACGUCACUGGAGGCGAGUACUUGGACUACCCUCCACUGGAGAAACUUUACUUGAGUAACUGCAACAUUACGACUCUGCCAAGAAAGCUACUUGUGCGUUGGGAUAAACUCAAGGCUCUGGACCUUAGGUACAAUCCGUGGAACUGCGACGAUUCCAACGAUUACUUGAUCAACGUCCUAAUCGAGCAAAUCAACAGAACCACAACGGUUUUGGCUAAAAAUGUCCAGUGUGCCACGCCCACUACGUUGAAAGACGUUGAAUUGGUAAGAGUUGCAAACGAACACAUGAUGUCGAGUUCCACUGGCAGCCUUAUAUGGAUUGGACUCCUGGUUGUUUUGCUCAUCGCAGUGCCAACUCUUGCAGGCGCCUACGUGAUGAAAAGACGCGGCUGCUUUGGCGUCUUCAGGCGCAACGACAGCGGAGCUAGCAGUGCUCUCUAUAAUAGGACUAGUUUCAAUGAAGAUUUCCAUAUUUAAAUGGGGUUUGGCACUUAUAUUAUUGUUAUAACUAAAAACAAGAAAAAGAGUUAAUUUUAGUACUUUCUAACCAAACUAAAACGUAUUUUAG